AUGAGGGUAACGCUGCCAGUAAGCCCUCACUACAAGACACGUGGCGAGGUAGCCACCCUGCGUUGGGUCCGCGAGCAUACCGACAUUCCAGUUCCCAGAGUCAUCGCGUUUGAGGCCAGCAACGACAAUAGCAUUGGGUUCGAGUGGAUUUUGAUGGAACUUAUGCCGGGAGCUACGGCGUACCGACGAUGGCGAACGAUGUCUUUACAGCAGAAGUCAGCAAUUACGAAGCGUGUGGCAGAAUUUCAAGUACAACUAUCUUGCUACGGCGUACCCGGUUCUCCCUUCAAGAAUAUAGGGACGCUUGACCUGGAAAAUGGGUCAAGAGGGAUUGAGGCACCAACAGGAGUCACCCCUGGGAAGCUUAUAUCCCAUGAAUUUUUCAUGGGGAAUCGCCAGAACUACGAUGUUCCACGAGGGCCUUUCCGCUCCAGCUUCGACUGGUUAAGCUCGGAAAUACGCUUGAUCAUACUCGAGCAGACAGAAGCUCUCGAGAAGGCAGAAGAUUACGAUGACAGGGAAGAUGCCGAGGAAAUACUGGGCUCAGCUCGAAGGCUUCUUUCCCUACUUCCCAAGGUGUUUCCUGAUGACCAGCAAGACGAAAUUGCGACCGCGCUCUACCACGACGAUCUAAGCCUCCACAAUAUCCUUGUCAACGAUGACGGCGAAAUUACGGCUAUCGUGGACUGGGAAUGCGUCUCGGCAAUGCCGAUUUGGUUGACUACCAAGAUGCCCAAGUUUCUUAUUGGGGAGAACCGGGAAGAGGAGCCAAUUCGGGAGAUUUAUGCCGAUGAGAUACCUGCAGAGUCUGUAGGCCCACCAAAUGACGGCGGCCCAGACGAUCUGGAUAAUGAGGGCAAGAACCAGCUCUACUGGAUUCAUCUGAUGGAGUACGAAACGACGCAACUGCGAGCAGUGUACGAAGCGAGAUUGAGACAGCUCUGGCCGGCUUGGCCUCUACAGGAAAGCCAGAUAAAGGUUGACUUUUUCGAUGCGGUCUUGCAAUGCAGUGCUGGAGUUUUUGUGAAGCAGGCGGAUAGAUGGGUCGACAGCAUAGAACGAGGGGACUUGAUAAGAUGGGCAGAUGCUUAG
Messenger RNA from Diaporthe amygdali, 1092 nucleotides. RefSeq lists its product as uncharacterized. Lineage: Eukaryota; Fungi; Ascomycota; Sordariomycetes; Diaporthales; Diaporthaceae. Bases 1 to 1092 code for a protein of 363 amino acids. The record is from RefSeq and is a predicted model, not a curated record. The transcript has a single exon.